Molecule: messenger RNA, 1018 nt
Organism: Medicago truncatula (barrel medic)
Lineage: Eukaryota; Viridiplantae; Streptophyta; Magnoliopsida; Fabales; Fabaceae
Product: putative RNA methyltransferase At5g10620
Exons: 7
Coding region: 160-735 (191 amino acids)
Biological process (GO): rRNA processing
Molecular function (GO): methyltransferase activity
Source: RefSeq, a predicted model, not a curated record
AAAUCUUCACUCCUGCAUACUUCAUGAGACUAUUCAAUUUUUUUGUAUAAGUUUUAAGAAUAAACUAUCAAUUGGUUCGAUAAAUUAUCACUAGUUAUUUCUAAAAUAUAUAAAAUCUUUUCAAUUCACUCCUCACUCCGACCAGUGGUUGUGUUCGAAAUGGGCAGUGCAUUUCAGCUUAGUGCCGGUUUAAAUUUAACCGGUACCAAUCUUGUUCACAUUCAAGCGAGUUCCAAUUCCAAGUUUGCACCUCAAUCAGUGAGAGCACUUCCUAUACGUAUAUUAUCCGUGGGAAAAAAGCGAUCACCUGGACUACAACUCAUGGUUGACGAGUAUAUUGAAAAGAUCAAAUACUAUUGCAGUGUUGAGGAUGUUCAAAUUCGGUCAAAUCCUAGAAAUGCACGUGACCAUAGGGCUCAGGUUGAUGACGAAGACAUGGCAGUGAUGAAUCUUAUAAGGUCUGAUGAUUGGGUUGUGAUGUUGGAUGAGCGCGGGCAGGAUUUACGAUCUGAGCAAAUGGCAGAGUUGGUGGCUGAUGCAGGAAAUACUGGUGCUUCACGUAUAUCUUUCUGUAUCGGUGGACCCUAUGGUCAUGGAAGAAAAAUAAGAGAACGUGCUAACUUAUCAAUCAAGUUAUCUUCAAUGGUCUUAAAUCAUCAAAUAGCAUUACUUGUGCUUGUAGAACAGCUUUACAGGUCAUGGACAAUUUUAAGGGGACAAAAGUACCACCAUUAGAUAUUCUGUCUUAUUUUGUUUAUCUUUCAUUUAUGUCUUUAUGAUGAUCUGUCCAAUUUUCUUUUAAGCAUUUUAUAUCUUUCUAUUUCCUAGAUUUUUUUUCUUUUGAAUUUUGAGGGCUCAAUAUGAAUAAUAGAAUGUAUGAUGAGUGUACACUUAACGACGGAAACUCCAUUUUCUCAUGUUUAGAUAAUGUUGAGGGUUUUCAAGUGAAACUUUUAUAGUCUUCAAAUUUUAGGGUGUGCUCUGGCUGUCACUAAAAUUAAAAAUUGACAAAAAUAUU